Molecule: messenger RNA, 1125 nt
Organism: Erpetoichthys calabaricus (reedfish)
Lineage: Eukaryota; Metazoa; Chordata; Cladistia; Polypteriformes; Polypteridae
Gene: tmem187
Product: transmembrane protein 187
Exons: 2
Coding region: 69-836 (255 amino acids)
Cellular component (GO): transport vesicle
Source: RefSeq, a predicted model, not a curated record
GGGCGUAUCCCGACUAACCAGGAAGAGCUUGGACUGUGGCCUGUUGACGAAUUGAAAAGUUCAACGGCAUGGCGGAGGCGUUUUUGCACGUAGUGGCUGCUGCAGGCAUCUGUGCGACCGUGGCCGUGAGUGGCGCUUUAGACGCCGUCUUAGUAGAGUUGGGCUAUGAACACUACGCGGAGAAGCCGUAUCACCACCUGCCUGCUUUCAUCGCCAUGCCAUUCAAUUCACUGGUCAACCUAGGCUACCUGGUGCUGGGUGCCCGCUGGCUGCUCCGCACGGACCUCGGGAGUACCCAGGCCGCCUACCUCAAGGACGUUUUCGCCUGGAUGGCCCUCGUCUACGGACCCGUGCAGUGGCUGCGUUUGGCCACACAAGCGCGCUGGGCGGCAGUCCUCGACCAGUGGUUCACUCUGCCCAUUUUUGCUUGGGUGCCAGUCUGGUGUGACUUCAUCGGGCAUGGUUGGCGUCCCUGGUAUAUGAUCGGAGUGGAAGUGACCUCCCUGGGCAGUUUCCUUCUCUCACUGCUGCAUGCCCGAGGCUUUGAAGCGUCACUUAUCUGCCACAUUGCCUUUGCGAUUGCCCAGGGCAUCAGGGCACAGCGUCUUAUCGGUGACUCCACUUCGCGCCGCUACUUGUGGCUGGCGAUGCUGUCCUGUGCUGGCUUCGUCUUCCUAAAGCUGCUUGACCACGAGCUGGCAAACUUCUGGACAUUUCGCCACCUUACUGGCCACUUCUGGUCAAAAGUCUGCGACGUUCUGCAAUUUCACUUCAGUUUUUGCUUUUUGACACAUCUGACACGGCGUAGGACGCCUCGGAAAGCGCGCUCGGAGUAGGAAGACAGACCACUGAGACAUACGGCACCGGUCUGGGAAGAAAUAUCCGACUAAGGACCACUUCAACAUUCCAGUGCAGAGAAACUGCCCAAUGAGGGCAACUGCCUCUGCCUCUUCCGGUCCAUGGGCCAUAAAAGCACAACUGAUCAGAAGGAGGCGUCACUUUUUACCCAAGCGACCAGAAUAAAGGAGCGCCUCACUAACCUGAUGGCAGACAAAGCCGUCUUUAUUUCUUUACUGUAGUCGCCAUGUUAUCCUGGUGGCAGCAAUUUUUGUUGAUUUUUCACAC